Molecule: messenger RNA, 414 nt
Organism: Penicillium waksmanii
Lineage: Eukaryota; Fungi; Ascomycota; Eurotiomycetes; Eurotiales; Aspergillaceae
Product: GFA family protein
Exons: 2
Coding region: 1-414 (137 amino acids)
Molecular function (GO): carbon-sulfur lyase activity
Source: RefSeq, a predicted model, not a curated record
AUGCCGUCUGGUUCAUGCUUUUGCGGAAAGCUGAAAUAUGAAUUUAAAGGAGACCCACAAGGGAUGGCACUCUGCUAUUGUUUUUCUUGCCAGAAGAUCAGCGGUAGUACCCACACAACAAAUGUCCUAGUCCCCGAAAAUGAAUUUUCGGUCACUACUGGUUCCGCAAAAACGAACACGCAAAUCCACGAGACCGGCAUGAAACUCACAUUGCACUUUUGUGAAGACUGCGGAGGAACUAUAUACAAAACAGCCGAUAACGAGGCUUUCGGCGGAAUGGCCGUAGUCCAGGUCGGAACUGUUGAUCAUCCCAAUCUAUUGCAGGAAGCCAAACCUGCCGUAGAGCUCUUUACCAAGUGUCGAGCACCCUGGAUUCCAAAGCUGGAAGGCGUUGUUCAAAAGGAUGAGUUUUGA